GCAGGGAUGGGGGGACGUCAGAAAUCCCAGCCUCAUCUUACUUCCUCCCCGGGCCCCCGCCCGGCAGCCUAGGUUCUGGACUCGGGCCAGGGAGGCGGCACCGCGCCGGGUCUGGGGCGCUUCCUGCGCAGCAGCCAGGCGAGUCCUCCAAGGAGAGGAGCGCGCGGAGGAGCGUGUGGCGCUGUGACAGCGCACCUGGACGGCGCGGGUGGCGACAUGGAGGACGGUGUGCUCAAGGAAGGCUUCCUCGUCAAGAGGGGUCACAUCGUCCACAACUGGAAGGUGCGAUGGUUCGUCCUUCGGCAGAACACGCUGCUGUACUACAAGCUCGAGGGGGGUCGGAAGGUGACCCCUCCCAAGGGCCAGAUCCUCCUGGAUGGCUGCACCAUCACCUGCCCCUGCCUGGAGUACGAAAACCGACCCUUCCUCAUUAAGCUGAGGACGAGGACGUCCACAGAAUACUUCCUGGAGGCCUGUUCUCGGGAAGACAGAGACGCCUGGGCCUUUGAGAUCACAGGGGCUAUUCACGCUGGGCAGCCGGGGAAGGUGCAGCAACUCCACAUGCAGAGGAACUCCUUCAAGCUGCCCCCUCACAUCAGCCUGCAUCGCAUCGUGGACAAGAUGCAUGACAGCAACAGUGGAAUCCGGCCAAGCCCCAACAUGGAGCAGGGGAGCACCUACAAAAAGACCUUCAUAGGCUCCUCCCUGGUGGACUGGCUCAUCUCCAACAGCUUUGCAGCCAACCGCCUGGAGGCCGUGACCCUGGCCUCCGUGCUCAUGGAGGAGAACUUCCUUAGGCCAGUGGGCGCCCGAAGCACGGGAGCCAUUCGCUCUGGGGAUCUGGCCGAGCAGUUCCUGGAUGACUCCACGGCUCUGUACACGUUCGCCGAGAGCUACAAGGAGAAGACAGGUCCCAAAGAAGAAAUGAAUCUCAGCACCAUGGAGUUAAGUGGCACGGUGAUAAAACAAGGCUAUCUGGCCAAGCAGGGCCACAAGAGGAAGAACUGGAAGGUGCGGCGCUUUGUUCUGAGGAAGGAGCCGGCUUUCCUGCAUUACUACGACCCUUCCAAAGAAGAGAACCGGCCAGUGGGCGGGUUUUCUCUUCGUGGUUCACUCGUGUCUGCUCUGGAGGAUAACGGCGUUCCCACUGGUGUUAAAGGGAAUGUCCAGGGAAAUCUCUUCAAAAUCAUUACUAAAGACGACAUACACUAUUAUAUCCAGGCCAGCAGCAAGGCUGAGCGAGCUGAGUGGAUUCAAGCUAUCAAAAAGCUAACAUGACAAGGACCCAAGGGAACAAAACCAGGAUUCCUCCCACCUACCAGAUGAUACAGACAAGGUUUCCUGGAAAAUGAGUGUGUUGAGACUUCAUUUUGUGCUGUUUUAGAGUGAGACUAGUGAAGAGUUCCUUAGACCACAGUCAGUAAUGGUGCUAUUUCCUUCCUCACCUUUAUGUUAACAGCCUGGAAAUGCUAGAACAGCCAUUAGGUGCCAUCAUCUUGACUUGUGCCAGUUAUCACAGCCAGCCAUUCUUUGGCUGCCAAAGUAGGUUUUCCUGGUAACACUAACCAGCCACAUUAUAGUACUAAAUAAAAUGCUAGUCUCA
Phyllostomus discolor (pale spear-nosed bat) is the source of this 1603-nucleotide messenger RNA. RefSeq names its product pleckstrin 2 (gene PLEK2). Bases 217 to 1278 code for a protein of 353 amino acids. Lineage: Eukaryota; Metazoa; Chordata; Mammalia; Chiroptera; Phyllostomidae. Gene Ontology annotation, cellular component: plasma membrane. Gene Ontology annotation, biological process: intracellular signal transduction; actin cytoskeleton organization. The transcript is spliced from 9 exons. The record is from RefSeq and is a predicted model, not a curated record.